Symbiodinium natans is the source of this 2049-nucleotide messenger RNA. The record is from the annotation of a GenBank genome assembly. Lineage: Eukaryota; Dinophyceae; Suessiales; Symbiodiniaceae.
AUGGCGAAGCCCGUCAGUCUGAAGAGAAGGUUCCAGGACGACGAUGGAAGCCACAUCGAGCUGAGUGGGCAAGAGCUGGCACAAUCAGAGACCGAAGGCGCUGCUCAAAAGCAGACAGAUGAGUUCGCAAAGGCCAUUGCGCAGGAGCACAUGCACGAGGUGCCGGACACUCACAAACCUUUUGUUGGAGCACAGCCUAAGCUGCUGAAAAUGCCAAGAAUAGCCGACAAUGAUGAAAGCUAUCGAGCAACCCGAGUUGCUUGCCAAGCAAUUUCCACCGCCAUCACCGGAGCUGAGGGCGUCGUGCUCGUUUUUGCACAGGACGCGUCCAUGUCCGGCGACUGCAGGGGCCUCUUGGAGCUCUGCGCUGAUUCUGCGGAUGCCAUCGAGAAGGCAAAAGUCCAUGUCGCACCUGCCGUGGACUGGCAACAUACCUUGCCAGCCACACAGAGCAAGUUUCAGCCCAUCCCGAUUGCAGCCGCCGGUAGUCGGCUAUUGAUUUACGUAGGCACGCCGGGCAAGUACGCGACAAUGUGCCUUCGAUCAGAUCAUGGUCAGUUCGAUGCUGCCUACCAGGCAGACCGACUCAUCGUUCUUUGCAAGGGAGUCUGCAUGCUCCCCAUUGGCACGCAAGAGCAGAAUAUUCUUGGCGUCGACGAAAAGGAGGUGCUGAAAUCAAUUUGCCACGAAGUAAAACUGAAAGGGCCUGUUGCCUGGGGUCUCGGAGCUGGAACCAAAACUUUGUUUCUGCAGAAGGCUUUUGGCUACCCGCAGGCUUUGGCGAUGCCUUCACAGCUCACUUUUGCAAAAGAGGGGACUGGAGGCUUCAAGUGCCUGGCCGACUACGUGAAACAUUCCAACGGCAUGAAGUUGGCGAAUCCUGAGACGACCGUGAAGAACUACUACGACACGGGUCUGACGGUCUCCGUCCUUAUGGCCACGGUUGUUUCAGAGGGCACUUCUCUUCUCACCGACGCUGAUGGCCUCGCCAUGCUGCGUGAUGCCAGUAUCGGGCACAUCAUGUCGAAGCUCAACCAGGUCAUCACUGUAGAAGAAUUGGCAAAGAAGAAGAGCGUCUACAACUUCUUCAUCGGUGAUGGAGCAUGCAGGCUCAAUGGAGGGACGGAGUUGACGCUGCACCUGAUGGAAGGCAAGUCGGCCAAUUCGUUGACAACCGUCUUCCUCUUCAACAACAAGGCCUGGGCCAUUGAGGACAACCUGGUGGCAACAAAGGAGCAGGAACACGUGCUCUACAACACACAAUUCUAUGAUGUCGUUGCCGAGCACCAGCGGAUGUGCAUUUGUGAAACGGAGCAGGACUUGAGGGAGAUCCUUGUCCACCUCAGCGAGAGGGCUUCCAAGUUCUUGGCUGGAGAAGCUAAACCAGGAAUGCACAUGGUCGUGGUCCGCGGAUUGAAGAUGAACCUGCCUCCAGUCAUCGGUGACAUCGAACCCAUUCGAGCAUCGCAGGAGAUGCGCUUUAUGCGAGAAGUUCUGGGAACCUUUGCAAAGGGCUGCGAGAACCGCGUUCCCCUUUACGGUUGCUCUGCGUUCGAAUACAUCCAGUACCUGCACAUAUUCUUGGAAGAAAUGCCAGAAGGCAAGCAGUACCAGUACAUUUGCGGCCGCACGGACAUCCAGGCGGCACACAUGAUGGGUUUCCACCAGCCAGAAGGCAAGUGUGUCCUUUUCAUCAAUGACGUCUACGGCGUGAACUCACUCGGGGAGAGCCUGCGCUUCGUGCUGAGCGGCUUCGGCGGUCGGCAGGUCCUGGUGGUGGUUUGGCACCCUUCCGUGCUCAAGGUCAUUGACAACUUCCAUUUGCAUCGGCCGCCCAUGGUCUGGCCAUCCUUGGGCCCCCAACUGGCUCGGUAUUACGUUCGAAAGGAAUCUGAUGCAUUUUUUGCGGACUUCGAGGGGGAGUCUAGAUCAACAGAGCGUGUGAAGGCAGCAAUCGAAGCUGGCACACCUCUGGUUAUGGUCAAUGUCAUGCCUCAACAGGAGUGCAACUAUGUACAGCUCGACGCGCGCAUCAAGAUCAAGGAUUGA